UUCAACUGCACACAAAUUAGAACAACCCUGGGAAUCUAUAAAGCUUGUUUUAUUGCCAAGGACAUGCAGCAAGAGCUGCAUUUUGCUGUUGUAAACUAUGCCUUAUUUAAGACGUUUUAAAACAGAAUGGACUUUUAUAUGAUUUUUUUACUGCUGAAUCGUCAACAGGUGGCAUUCAGGGCAGCUUUGCACACCUAAAUACAAGUUUUUACUGGCACGGCAGCUGAAGUUGAUGCAUCCAUUAAGCGUGUGUCCGAGCAAGAACCAGCCUUCUGUUGUCUGGAGGAAAAUCAGCUCUGGAAAAAUGGAAUUAAGGUCCAAGGAUGUUCAUUGAGUAAUAAAAGAAAACAAAUGGAGUUAAGAAUCUACUGCCUCCCAACCUGCAUGAAGAACCACUGUUAAUGAAAAGCUUUUCUUAAAGAGGUCCAAGUACCAUAAUGGUAAAAAGAUCACUACACGAUCUUAAGGCAUGUAGGAACUGCAAAUUCUCUUAUUUGUAAUGUAUAUAGUGUCCUGUAAAAAAAGAAAAAAAUAUAAGAAAUACACUAUUUGUACUAUUAUGUUUCAGUCAACUUUAAGUCUGAUUUGACUUCUAAAGAAUUUUUAUUCCCUACACAAAAGUGUACAUCUUUUUUCAUUCCAACCAAAAUGCUUACUAUGAACUUAGUUAAUAACAAUCAAAAAGAGGAUUUUUUUGGCAUUAUCACCAAGCUGUGAGCACUAAUACUUUUCUGCAGAUAUUUUAAUCAUGGAAACUUAUUCUGCCUCAAUAUCACCUGUUCUAUGUAAUGGCACAACUUUUAACCUAAACGGAUCACAUCUGUGUAAUGAAAGCAUAUCUUCUAGAUUAGCUGAUAAAUCAGAACACCAACAAUAUGUUAUUGGUCUCUUCUUAUCAUGUCUUUACACAAUAUUUCUUUUUCCUAUUGGUUUUGUAGGAAACAUUCUGAUACUGGUUGUCAACAUAAGCUUUCGUGAAAAAAUGACCAUUCCAGACCUAUACUUCAUAAAUCUGGCAGUCGCUGAUCUCAUUUUAGUUGCCGAUUCUCUCAUUGAGGUUUUUAAUCUUGAUGAAAAGUAUUAUGAUAUCACUAUUAUUUGUACCUUUAUGUCUUUGUUCCUUCAGAUCAACAUGUAUAGCAGUAUUUUCUUUCUGACGUGGAUGAGUUUUGACAGAUACAUAGCACUGGCGAAAGUAAUGAGGUCCAACAUAUUUCGCACUAUGCAACACGCUAGAUUAAGCUGUGGUCUCAUAUGGAUGGCGUCUAUCUCUGCAGCACUAGUUCCAUUUACAGCCGUGCAUUUACAACACACCGGAGAGGUCUAUUUUUGUUUUGCAGAUGUAAAAGAAAUCCAGUGGCUAGAAAUAACCUUGGGGUUUAUUAUCCCCUUCGUGAUCAUCGGUCUUUGUUACUCAUUAAUUGUUCGAGUUCUUAUAAAAGCACACAAGCAUAGGAGUCUUCGCCUGCGGCGACAAAAGGCUCUUCGAAUGAUUUUUGUUGUUGUCUUGGUUUUCUUUAUCUGCUGGCUACCUGAAAAUGUCUUCAUUAGCGUUCAACUUCUUCAAAAGAAAAGCGAGUCUGUCUCUUCAAGCAGCCCAUCCUUCAGACACGAUUAUCCUUUAACAGGACACAUUGUGAACCUAGCAGCUUUUUCCAAUAGCUGUUUGAACCCCUUAAUUUACAGUUUUCUAGGGGAAACCUUCCGAGACAAACUGAGACUGUAUAUUGAACAGAAAACAAAAAUGUCAACACUGCAUCGCUUUUGUCAGGCUGCCUUAACGUCUGUCAUUCCUGACAGUAAUGAGCAAUCAGAAGUCUGAUUUAGUAGUAGUUGUAUAAAACAUAUGACUGUGAAGUUGUGUAAAUAGUGAACAAAAUGCUUGCUACUAACAGAAAAAAAAGUAUAUUUGUGUGUGUAUAUAUAUAUUGUAUUGCUCUACUGAGUAUAUUCAAAAUGUUUUUAUGACAAGACUUUAAUGUAGAAGAAUAUGUUUUAGUCAGAUUUAUAUUUAAUUAUGAACAGGAUUAUUAAAAGCUGAGCACUGAGGAGCUUUACUUUGUAUGAUACAUGUAAGAAUGACAAAAGAGAAGAAAAUUUUAUCAAGUUAAGAAGACUCUAGAUGUAACCUAAUUAUCAGAGAUGCUACUUUGCUGGUGUAUAUGAGGCAAUUCCACUGAAAUAAUGAAUCUGCUGUAACAGUGAGGAAAAAUCAUUACAACAUAUUGAUGUGGAUAUGCAGAAAAUAUUGAUUUUUUUCAUCCAAAUAUGUUAAGAUAAAUGACCUUGCUUAGAAGAACUACAUAGUACUAUUGUUACUGUAUUCUAGCAUGUCUUCCACGAUUAACUUUUUUUAAAUCUUAAUAUAAUCUAGCACAGCGGUGACUUUUUGUCUCAUAAAUGUAAUCUACUGUCUACAUCAGUACUUGAUCAAAACUGAAAUAAUCUGUAACUAUAUUGCUCAUCUCAAAAAAACGACACAGAAGCAAAGCGUAAUGCUUCAUUCUGUCUUUUAAGGAUUGCCCAAGACAAUCUUUCCCAGGAGAGAUACAAUUGGGUCUUUUCUCAAAGCCGCCAGCGCGCACACAUACAUUCAUAUCUGCCCUCAGAUUGAAAUGCAAGUUGCACAAGAACUCUCGAUGUUUAUCAGGCCCAUUCCGAUUGCCAGAACAAAAUGCUGUGGCUUUUUUAAAGUCAUAUUCUGCCAAAGAGUAUAAAAAUUGCUUAUGAAAAAGACAGAAGCCUCAGUUUUUAGAAAGGAAGAAUUGAUGGAAUGGGGAGCACGUUCAGCACUUUGUGUGCUGCCCAUCCCACCUCCAGAAACUGGGGCUUUUCAGGAUUUUGAGGCACAUGUUGGUUGCUUUGUUCAUUUGAAGAUUAAUUAUGCUAAGAAAAAACCCCAAAUGUUAGCACCAGGUACUUGAAAACAAUAGUUUUUAAUUUCUGCUGGAAAAUAAUUGGAUUUUAAAUCUGAUUGAUGUUUAGCACAGGGUACUGCUGGACUUGUUUAGAGGAAGAUUUAUAGGUCCUAGAGAUUAGUGUGCAAGAUCAUUAAAACAUCACUUGAUGCAUCUCUGAAGCGAACAAACUAAUUUCACCUCAGUGCUCAUUGACUUAAGCACCAGAAUGCUACAGAGUAAGAUGCUUUGUCCUAUUUUCAAAUGUCAUCUAUGAAUUAAUUAGCACACGAGUGGAUUUUAAAGGCUUUUUAAACUUAAGACACUUGAAACAAUGACUGAAGUUACUAAGCAAUAAAGAAAACAGUGAAAACAAUAAUUCCAGUCAUAUUUCUCACGAAAUACUUAGAGUUUCCUAGUGGAAGCUUUGGCCACAAAAGGCUUGACCUAUAAACAGAAAGGCCACAAGACGAUGGCUGAAUUUGAAAUAGAUAGCUGGAUAUUCCUCCAACUGAAACAGGAACUGCAGGGUGGAGCUUUAGCAGCUGCUGACUCUUUAACUGCUAAUCACAGUCUAAGGAAAAAUGUCAUUUAGUCACAUCUUGCCCGCAGAACACCAAAUAUAUCUUCUCUCAAGAAGGAAGUGAGCAUUGCUGUUGCCUUCUUUGCAGGAGAGUUGCUAAACAACACUUAGCAAGAAAACUCACACCAUUGUGCUACAUCAUUCAUAGCCCUUUUUCCUCAUCAUUUCCACUUUUGUAGUUGGCCACGAUUACUCGUAUCCUAUCGACUGCCAAUGUACAUGAAUCACACCUUGAAAGACAGCUAUUUCAGACAGCACAGAACCGAAGGAAUGGGUAAUUCUCUUACCCGAAGGAAUGGGUAAUUCUCUUAGCAAUGCAAUUCUAAAGUAAGACACAUCUUCUGAGAUUACAGCUACAUUAGGUUUGUGUAAUCUCAACACCUGCUAUGAAUAAAUAACUUAUUUGGGGUUACAGGAAUACAUUUUCCCAGCUGUAGUUGUUGCUUAAUGUGGCUUUAUAGGAAUAAACUCCUUUAUCCUCCUCCUCACUUCCAAUAUAGGAAUCUGGGGUUUGGUCAAGGCUAUGGUAGAAGCCCUUUCUUCACCACUGUACAUAAAUCGAGGAAGUGUCUUUGCUCAGAAGCUUCUAAUAAUAAACUGACAGUAAUAGCAAACGUCUGCUCAUACAUACUACGAAACAGUUUGUUUCUUCAUCAUCAUAUUGAGUAACGUCCCGGCAUCACAUCUAGGAAGGAUCAUAUUACUAUAGUAUGAAGAAAACAGUAUUUACUCAACCUGAAACAACCUAUAGCAUGUUUAAAACCAAAUACCAAAUCUGAACAACCCGAUGACUCUCCUACUGUUGUCAUUUUGGCACAAGCUUAUGAACUGUGCCCAAAAUGACUUCAGUUAAAGGAUGUGGUAUGUUUAAAUUUAAGUACUCUCCCAGGUAGAAAAUGGCACACUGAUUCCCAGAUUUUUUUUUUUUUAUUUGAACACUAACUAUGUACAAAGGAAUAUUUACAGAAAUGCUGUGUUUAUACGUGUUUAUAUGCUCAGCAUGCUUCCUGCAGCCCAUCAUCUUGCAAUAACUGCUUACCAUGGCUUAUUCAUGAACCAAAAAGACCUGUGCUUUAUGUAGUUUUCUUUAAAAUUAAAGAGCACAAUUUUCAGUAAGCAAACCCUUUUCUGGAAUGUAGGGGACAUGAGCCGAAGAAUUCUGAUACAACUUUUUCACUUAACUUUUCUCUCUGGUCUCUGACAAAUUGUUUAAUUUAAGUAAAGGAUUCUGUAUGCUUUUCUAAAAAGCUAGACUGAUCACAGCUAUGAGGUUUAAAGCCCCGUUUACCACAGAUGCUUACAAUCUUUGCUAUAACAGCCUAUAUCACGUCUCCAGACAAGAAGAGUAUUAGGAAAAGCACACUGGGAAAUAAAAACUAAAAAAUCAAAAAAAAAAAAAACCUGAUACCAUUAACUGCUUUUGAAAUAUCUUAACACAGAAAUAUCCUGAAUGCAUCGAUUGUUACUGAAUAUCUAGAAAGAAAAUAAAACCUAACAGCACGACCUAGCACCAGUCUGAACCUGAUGUGACUGAAAGCACUUCUUCCCUCAGCCGUGUAAAAAGAUACCAGAAAAAAGUUAUCCGAGACCAUUUUGACUUAAGAGAUGGUGUAACUUUCCAUACAAUAAAUACUGUCUGUGGAGGCACAACACAUCCACAUCUAGAAAAAAAAAGUCAGUCUGAAGAUGAAGUUUGAUUAAUUUAUGAAAAGCUUUACAUGCUCUAAGGGCAUGUGACAGGGAAUUUGAAUCAACGAGUCAGGUGAUCCCUGAUUCUGUGUAAGACUGACAUAAUACAGGCAAAAUGCAAGAAAAGUCACCCCGCCCUUCCCCUUUCGGCUCCACAAAAAUUCAGAACAUUAGCAUUCCGAAUAGGCAAUCCACUAAUUCCAAAAGAAACGCACUCUAUAAAAUAAGUUUAAAAAAAAAAUCAGAAUUCUUAAAAUGUGGUUUCCUUCAAUAUUGUUUUUAUCACAUGAAAAAAUUGCAGCUCAUCUUAGAUUUCCUAGUGCAAUCUGGAAUUUAUAUUACUAAUUGAAAAGGGCUCAUCUGGCAUAGAAAAUCCAUUCUACUAAACUUACAAAGAGGCAGGCUUUCAAGAAAAAAAAACUGAGCAAAAAGUUUUAACAAGAAAAUGCUUUUAGAAUUUCAGACUAAGUACCUGUGUUUUAAACAGAAUUCACAGGCUGUGCAGUGCAGGCUUUAAUCUUUUUUCCAGCCAUCAAGUUAUGUUAGAAGCUAACUGAAUUUUUCCCCAUGUAGGGAUUUGGCUGUAUUCUGUCAGCUGUUUAAUAAGAUUGCAUACGGGAAAAGGUUGUCCAGACAAUUUUAAAUGGUUAGGAUUGUCACAUAAAAAUUUGUUAAAAAGUGGUUUACCUUAAGUAAAAGAAUGUCAAGUUCAACCCUGAUUAUCAUUUAAUUCCAUUUGAACUUGUUUCUGCCUAAGUAGGAAAAACAAGCCAGUGUAUGAAGAAAGCAGGUUUGAAUUUUAAUAGCUAUUCAUGAAGGUGAACCAAUGAAUUAAUUUGAUUUUGAUUGAAAUACCAAAGAUAAGGAUCUGAUUUUAAUUUAAGGGAGAGCAUCCUUCCAUUCCACUCUAAAAGUCUUACUUUACCCAUUCAGACCACCAGACAAAUAUCUAAAACUUUCAUCAGAGAGGAGCAUAGGGCCAAAUUAAUUGUUUGUUUCAAUCAAUUGAAUUUGCGGUCGAUCUUUGCAAUAGACGUUUAUGCUUACAUAACCAAUUCCAUCUACAGCAGUCAAUCGGUACACAGUUAGACCUACCCGUUCCUCAUUCAGAGACUGUUGACAUUAAGAAAUUAUUAUUAUUUUUAUGUUCUGUUUAAUAAAUAUCACCAAUAAACCAUUUCCACUUUGGAACAGCACUCCGUCUUUUUUACGUUACAUCAGCAACAGCAGAUUAUAGAGAGUAAGUAAUUUGUAAGACAUACAUACAGACCAUCUUUUCUGUAUACUUUUGAGCUCUGCUGUUGGGAGGUACAUUGCAGUACAUGCCCUGUGCUGUGUUUUAAAGAGAGGCACAUUGGAUUUGAAAAUCUGAAUUCCCUCAACAUUUAUAAUUUGUCUUCAGCCGUAUUGUCCAAACUAUUUAUUCCAUACUGACAUGAUACACCGAACUUUAAGCCCUUGGCUUCUGACUUCCUUUUAGACUUCUAUUCCAUCACAUAGCAGCAUGACAUAGCCAGAAGCUAAGAAUAAACAGCUGCACACUGUGCCAGCCACCCAAGAUGACAACAAAACAGAAAUGCCUUCUCAGGACUCGAGACAGUGCAUGAUAAGCUCAUUACUUUCAAUUCAGAUGCUACUUCCGUUACUUUACAUACGUCCAGCGAAUUCCACCACAAAACGUAAAGAUGAUAGUUUGAGUCUCGGAGUAACCGGUGUGUUUAGAAUGGCUUUUGAAGUUUUUCAACCCUGAUGAUAAAACCAU
Molecule: messenger RNA, 6931 nt
Organism: Cuculus canorus (common cuckoo)
Lineage: Eukaryota; Metazoa; Chordata; Aves; Cuculiformes; Cuculidae
Gene: GPER1
Product: G protein-coupled estrogen receptor 1
Exons: 2
Coding region: 749-1822 (357 amino acids)
Biological process (GO): G protein-coupled receptor signaling pathway
Cellular component (GO): membrane
Molecular function (GO): G protein-coupled receptor activity
Source: RefSeq, a predicted model, not a curated record